Molecule: messenger RNA, 1449 nt
Organism: Ichthyophthirius multifiliis
Lineage: Eukaryota; Ciliophora; Oligohymenophorea; Hymenostomatida
Product: u3 small nucleolar interacting protein 2, putative
Exons: 7
Cellular component (GO): small-subunit processome
Molecular function (GO): protein binding; snoRNA binding
Source: RefSeq, a predicted model, not a curated record
AAUAAGAAAUUUAAAUUAACAAAUGGCAAACAAUUGAACAAAAAAAAUAAAAAACAAGAAAAAGAAGAUCCAAAUAAUGAAGAAAUAGAUUCUGAUGAAAUUGAUUCACAAUCAGUUUCUGAUUUAAAUUAAAAAAGUAUAUAAGAAGGUACAUUAAAAUAAAAAAUUAAAGUUAUAAAAACUAUUAAAAAAAAAAAAGAUCAAGAAGAAGAAGAAACAGCUGAAAGAAAAAGAUUAAGAUUAGCCUAAUAAAUAUUAAAUAAAGCAAAAAAGUAAAACUAAAAAAAGACUGGCGAUUUUCCAGAUUAAACUGAUGAUUCAUUUGAUGAUGGAGAAGAUAAAUAAAGUGAUAAUGAUUCAUUUGUAGGAGUUCAUAAAGGCGAUAAAACAACAACAGAUGCAAUAACAAAAGCUUUAUAAAAUGAAAUUUUGAAGAAAAGACAAUUAUUUUAUACACAUUAUAUAGAUUAAGUUUAUAAAAAUUGGUAAACUAAUAAUUAAUCAUAUAGUUUCAAUACUUUAAAAGGACAUAAAAGAUGUAUAACUUGUAUUGAAUUUUGUCCUUCUGGUUAAUAUUUAUAUACAGCUUCUAAAGACGCUUCUAUUAUAAAAUGGGAUUUAAAAAAUAAUAAUGAAAAAAUAUUUUUAGUAAGAGAAAAAACUACUGAGAGUCAUAAAGAUGAAAUUUAUUCAAUAUCAAUAAAUCAUCUUAGUAAAUAUUUAAUUUCAGGAAGUAAAGAUAAAACAAUUAAAAUUUGGGAUUUACAAAAAAUGAGUCUCUUGAAGACUUUAACAGGACACCGAUAAGCUGUUAUUGGUGUAAAGUUUGGAAUUAAUUCAAACAUAUUUUGUUCUGUUUCUGCUGAUUUACAAUUUAAAAUGUGGGAUGCUUCCGAAAAAGUAUUUUUAGAUACCUUUUUUGGACAUAAAGGUGAUGUUAAUUAUAUAGACGCAAUUACAGCAGAACAUUUUAUAAGUUCUGGGUUUGACAGAUAAGUUAUUAUAUGGAAAACUGAAUAAUAAUCUUAAUUAGUUUAUGAAGGACAUGACUUUUCUAUUGACAUUGUAAAAGCAAUAAAUUAAGAAUAUUUCAUAACUGGAAGUCAAGAUGGAAAUAUUGGAUUAUGGUUUAUAAAGAAAAAAAAACCUGUUUAUAUCUUGCAAAAUGCACACGGUGGUUAUUGGAUUACUUCAAUUGGUAAUAUAUAUAAUACUGACUUCUUUUGUUCUGGAUCAUAUAAUUAAUAAAUUAAUGUUUAUAAAUUAUCUCUACAAGAUAAAAAAUUUGAUAAAUUAUAUUCGAUUCCUUGCGAAGGAAUAAUAAAUGAUAUUAAAAUUUCUAUUGAUUGCAAUUAUUUAGCUUAUACAUAAGGUGAUGAACAUAAAUUAGGAAGAUGGAUCGUUAGUAAAAAAACUAAAAAUCUUGUAAAAUAUGUAAAAUUAUUGUGA